Phalaenopsis equestris is the source of this 2003-nucleotide messenger RNA. RefSeq names its product DNA-directed primase/polymerase protein. The transcript has 14 exons. Gene Ontology annotation, cellular component: nucleus; mitochondrial matrix. The coding region runs from base 76 to 1890 and encodes 604 amino acids. Lineage: Eukaryota; Viridiplantae; Streptophyta; Magnoliopsida; Asparagales; Orchidaceae. The record is from RefSeq and is a predicted model, not a curated record. Gene Ontology annotation, biological process: mitochondrial DNA replication; error-prone translesion synthesis; replication fork processing. Gene Ontology annotation, molecular function: DNA-directed DNA polymerase activity; chromatin binding.
UCUGCGGGAUCAGAGGAUUUUCGUUGUUUCGGUAUCUCAUUCAAGUGCCGGAAGAGAGCAAGGAGGCUGUCGACAAUGGCGGACGAUCACAAAGAUGACGUAGAUAGGCUCUUUGCUUGCUUUAAGUGCGGAGUCUCGCCUCCCUCAUCGGCACUUAAGGACAGGAAAAGCAAUGCGCGGAAGCCUACCAGAUCGUCAAAAAGAGGAUCUCCAGUGGUUGAUGAGAAAACGCCUAGCUGUUUCAAGAAAGCAGAAGAUAAUGCCAUAGAGGGGCAGAAGUGUAGUUCAUCAACAACCGCCGCAAUAAAAUUUAGAAGUGGCAAGCAAAUCUCUCCAGUUAUCUUCUAUGGAUCUGCACGCGGUGUCCCUGUUAAAAAGCCAUCAAGGAUUUUGAGAUUGUUACAGGAAAUUCGUGUUGAUCUUAGGCAAGAGAAUUCUUUGAUCUCUAGGGAUGGUGUUUGGGCUACAUUCCCUAGACAAGAAGAGGCAAUCAGAUUUGCUAGAACACACCGAAGUUGUAAUGUGUUUAGUUAUCAAGAUCAUUUGACCGGGAAAAGACGGUUUCUUGCGUCUACAUAUGACGAGUUUUGGAAACGGUAUGAAAGUAUGGAUUCCAAAUUCCGACAUCAUUAUGAAGUUAUUCAAGAGGGUCAUCCUUGCCAUCUGUAUUUUGAUCUUGAAUUUAAUAUGAGACUCAAUGUUGGCAGAAAUGUAGAUGAGAUGGUAGACAUUUUGACAUCGAUCACUUUAAUUGCUAUAUCUGAGAAAUAUUCUAUUCAUGCAAAUCAUGAAUGUGUUGUAGAGCUGGAUUCAUCUACUGAAGAAAAGUUCUCACGUCAUUUGAUCAUCCGUCUUCCGAAGGCUGCCUUCAAAAAUAACUCACAUGUUGGUGCUUUUGUUUCUGAGAUUUGCUCGCGAAUUACAAGUUUGAGGAAAAUUGAUCCGCGAGUUAACAAAUUAUAUAUUAAGAAAGAUUCAUGUUGUACUGAUUUAGCCGACCAUCCUUUUCUUGAUACUGCUGUCUAUUCUCGAAACCGCUGUUUUCGUCUACCUUUCUCUUCAAAGUCUGGGAAAAGCUCUGUUCUGGUACCCACUGGACGCUUCAAGUGUAACAACAAUAGUAAACAACAAGUGUUUUUGGAAUCUCUUAUAUGCAGAGUGGACGGAGAUUGUGAGAAACUUCUGACAUGCAAAAUGGAUCUAGAUUGCAUGAAAGCUCUUUCUUUUGAUACUGAGGUUCAUGCACAACCUCGCAAUUUUCCCGGGGAUUUUGAUUCCAAUCAUCAUGGCAGUGACACUACUAUCAGUUACAUUUCAGGGAGAUCACCAUUUCCUGCUUUGGACGCUUUUGUGGAAUCCAUUGCGUCAAUUGGAAAUGCUUCAGGGAAAAUCCAAAGCUGGUAUUGGUUUUCAGCAUAUGGCUUAAUGGUCUACAACAUGUCUAGAAAUAGAUACUGUGAACGCAUAGGAAGAGAACAUAAAAGUAAUCAUGUACUGUAUGUGGUAGACUUCCAGAGAGCUGGCUACUACCAGAAAUGUCAUGAUCCUGAUUGUAGAGGAUAUCGUUCUCCUUUCCGUCCAUUACCAUGGGAUGUGCUUCUUGACAGUUCUGCAUUACCAAAUUCAACUCAAAUAGAAAAUUAUGCGCAGGUUGUCGAUAUAAAUCUUGAUCUUCAGGUGGGCAAUACUAACAUGGUUGCAUUUGAUAAUGAGCAGUUGUCAACAGAUUGUUGCACAGACAUGAGCUGGUGGCAUAAAGCUAUAAGUUUUGCUGAAUAUACUGAGAAUAUGAGAAAUGUGCCUGAUUUCAGUGCAUUUGAUGAAGACAUGAUGGAUGAUGAUUGCGCAUGGUGGACCGAUGUUGAAAAGUUUGUAUCGCAAGUUGAAUAGCAAACUAGUUUAUUUAUUAUUACUUGAUGCUCAAAUUGCUACUUGUAGAUUAAGACAGCUAGCCUGUGGUCUUGAAACAUUGUAAGCAAUUUUGGCAGUAAUUAGAUAAUUUA